AUGGGUUGUACUGCAAGCACACAAGCCUUAGAGGAUGAAAAUGAUCCAUUCUUACAAAAUCAAAAGGUCAAUGAUGUUAUCGAACAAUCAUUACAAAUGGAAAAGCAACGAGAUAAAAAUGAGAUUAAAUUAUUAUUGUUAGGUGCCGGAGAAUCAGGUAAAUCAACUGUAUUGAAACAAUUAAAAUUAUUGCAUAAAGGCGGUUUCAGUAACCAGGAAAGAUUGCAAUAUUCCCAAGUUAUUUGGGCCGAUGCCAUUCAAUCCAUGAAGAUCCUGAUUAUCCAAGCUAGGAAAUUGGGAAUAUCGUUAGAUUGUGACGAACCAGGUGAGUUAUUUGAAUUAAAAAGAAUCUUAAUGAAGACAAAGGCUUUGGAUUUUAUAAAUGCAAGUGUUGCUGGUGGUUCAGAAUUUUUAAAUGACUACGUCUUGAAAUAUUCGGAAAGAUAUGAGAACAAAAGACGUGUACAGUCUACUGGGAAGGCAAAGGCUUUUGAUGAAAAAGAAUUAAAACCUGAAGAAGAUGGUAGCAACAAUAAUGGGGACCAAAAUAACAAAUUAAAUUUUCAAGAAAUCUCCAAAAAUCUAAAUGAAACAGGAGAUGAAAAGAUGUUUGUUAAAAAUGAAAUAAGAAAACCGUCUGAAAGGAAAGUAACCAACGAACAAAUUGCAAAUGCAAUCAGUGAACUUUGGAAGAAAGAUAAAGGUAUUAAACAAUGUUUUGCCCGUUCGAAUGAAUUUCAGCUAGAAGGUUCAGCUGCAUAUUAUUUUGACAACAUUGAGAAAUUCGCCCAAACAAAUUAUAUUUGCUCUGAUGAAGAUAUUCUAAAGGGUCGUAUAAAGACUACCGGUAUUACAGAAACAGAUUUUAAUAUUGGUUCGUCCAAAUUCAAGGUUUUGGAUGCAGGUGGACAGAGAUCAGAAAGAAAGAAAUGGAUACAUUGUUUUGAAGGGAUCACUGCAGUUCUUUUUGUUCUUGCGCUAAGUGAAUAUGAUCAGAUGUUAUUUGAAGACGAAAGAGUGAAUAGAAUGCAUGAAUCAAUAAUGCUAUUUGAUACAUUACUAAACUCCAAAUGGUUCCGUGAUACUCCAUUUAUCCUUUUCUUAAAUAAGGUGGAUAUUUUCGAAGAAAAAGUUAAGAAGACACCAAUAAGGAAAUAUUUUCCAGAUUAUCAGGGACGUGUAGGUGAUUCAGAAGCAGGAAUCAAGUAUUUCGAGAAGAUUUUCUUAAGUCUGAAUAGAUCAAAUAAACCAAUAUAUGUGAAACGCACAUGUGCAACAGACCCCCAGACGAUGAAAUUCGUUUUAAGCGCAGUGACAGAUUUGAUUAUUCAACAAAAUUUAAAGAAAAGUGGUAUCAUUUAA
This is a messenger RNA of Naumovozyma castellii, 1362 nucleotides long. It is a transcript of the gene GPA1, whose product is annotated as guanine nucleotide-binding protein subunit alpha. The coding region runs from base 1 to 1362 and encodes 453 amino acids. Lineage: Eukaryota; Fungi; Ascomycota; Saccharomycetes; Saccharomycetales; Saccharomycetaceae. The transcript has a single exon. The record is from RefSeq and is a predicted model, not a curated record.